This is a messenger RNA of Colletotrichum higginsianum IMI 349063, 393 nucleotides long. Its product is annotated as Glycosyl hydrolase family 92. NCBI's taxonomy places the organism in Eukaryota, Fungi, Ascomycota, Sordariomycetes, Glomerellales, Glomerellaceae. The record is from RefSeq and is a predicted model, not a curated record. The coding region runs from base 1 to 393 and encodes 130 amino acids. The transcript has 2 exons.
AUGCACUCCGAAAGUAAAACAAAAAAGAAGAAGAAAAGAGGACAGAUGGUGCUUGGAAGCUUUCGCCCGGGCCUCCAAAGCGGAAACUAUGCCAGGUCAAUACCUCUUCAGGCCAAGAUAACUUAUAUGGGGACUAUGUUCCUGUGCCUUUGCAAACUGGCACUAAUUGCGGCGCUGGUAACAUUGCUGACGGUCUUGGUGAUGCUCCUGACGGUGUUUCUGAGGGCCGAGGUGACGAAAUUGGACGCCCGAUCCUCCUUUUACAACGGCGCCGUCCAGGCCGGGUACAACAGCGACAGCGUCCUCGCCGACGCCUACUUCAAGGGCAUCCGCGGCGCCAUCAACUGUGACGACGGUCUCUUGGCCAUGCUAAAAAACGGAGCACUCAACUGA